UGAAAAGAUGCAGGCUUGGAUUUUCUUCCUCCUCUGCCUGGCAGGGAAAGCCCUGGCAGCACCGCAGGAAGAUGUGUCAGAAGAUAUGUAUGUAGUGGCAGAAGAUCCUGUAACGGAGGAGCCUGUAGGCGUUAACCCAGUUCAGGUGGAGGUUGGCGAAUUUGAAGAGCCCACUGUGGAUGUGGAGGAGGUGGCUUCUGAACACCCCUGCCAGAACCAUCACUGCAAGCAUGGCAAAGUCUGUGAAGUGGAUGAAGAAAACAACCCUAUGUGUGUCUGCCAGAAUCCUUCCAACUGCCCGCCCAGCACUGCAGUGUUUGAGAAGGUAUGUGGUACUGACAACAAGACCUAUGACAGCUCCUGCCACUUCUUUGCCACCAAAUGCGCUUUGGAGGGGACCAAGAAGGGACACAAGCUCCACCUGGACUACAUUGGACCUUGCAAAUUAAUUCCUGACUGCCAUGAUGCUGAGCUGGGUGAAUUCCCUCUGCGUAUGCGUGACUGGCUGAAGAACGUACUGGUCACCUUGUAUGAACGUGAUGAAAACAACAAUCUGCUGACUGAGAAGCAGAAGCUCAGGGUGAAGAAGAUCCACGAGAAUGAAAAGCGGCUGGAAGCUGGUGACCACACCAUGGAGCUGCUGGCCCGUGACUUUGAGAAGAAUUACAACAUGUACAUCUUCCCUGUGCACUGGCAAUUUGGUCAGCUUGACCAGCAUCCUGUUGAUGGGUACCUGUCCCAUACUGAGCUGGCCCCAUUGAGAGCUCCUCUCAUCCCCAUGGAGCACUGCACCACUCGCUUCUUUGAGACUUGUGAUCUAGAUGGUGACAAGUACAUUGCCCUGGAGGAGUGGGCCAGCUGCUUUGGCAUUAAGGAGAAGGAUAUUGACAAGGAUCUCGUGAUCUAAACCUUCCUCAUCUGUUACCAACAACUCCACGUUUCCUUUCAUUUUUUAACCGUUUGGGGUUUUUUUGUUUGUGUUACUGGGGACAAGGUGCUAAUAUAGAUCUAAACGUAUAUAUUAACGGUGCUAAAAAAGAGACAGAAAUUUGUUGUUAGUAGCCUAAUCUAUACCACUAGAUUACCCUGCUCACGCCUGUGUGUUUCUGUCAGGCCUUUGAUUUGAUCAUACCAGUACAGGGACAAAUCUGUUUCUGUUCGAAGUUAUCUACAUCAUCUUCUGACCCACUCAUUUUCU
This is a messenger RNA of Euleptes europaea (tarantolino), 1198 nucleotides long. It is a transcript of the gene SPARC, whose product is annotated as secreted protein acidic and cysteine rich. The coding region runs from base 8 to 907 and encodes 299 amino acids. Gene Ontology annotation, biological process: anatomical structure development. NCBI's taxonomy places the organism in Eukaryota, Metazoa, Chordata, Lepidosauria, Squamata, Sphaerodactylidae. The record is from RefSeq and is a predicted model, not a curated record. Gene Ontology annotation, molecular function: collagen binding; protein binding; extracellular matrix binding. The transcript is spliced from 9 exons.